Molecule: messenger RNA, 1747 nt
Organism: Hemibagrus wyckioides
Lineage: Eukaryota; Metazoa; Chordata; Actinopteri; Siluriformes; Bagridae
Product: mast cell protease 4-like
Exons: 5
Coding region: 1018-1668 (216 amino acids)
Biological process (GO): proteolysis
Molecular function (GO): serine-type endopeptidase activity
Source: RefSeq, a predicted model, not a curated record
AGGAUUUAACAGUACUUCAUUCAAAGCCAGUGGCGGACCGUCAGGGCCAGCAAGGCCUUCUCUGCUGGCAUAAACAGCAGUGAUCUAAAUCAAUGACUUGCAGUUUAAUAUAUUUAAUAUAUUUUUCCAUGAAUGUGUAUUGGAUUAUUCCCAAUAGUCUAUUCUCUACAUUUCAUAGCUUUUCUCUUGGUUAUGCUGCUUCCAGUAGUGUAUAUUUAUGAUGAGUAUUUAUCCAAUCAUAUUUCAGCCAGUGGCGGACAUCAGUGAAAGAGUGAAAGAGUUGCCAGAGUGAAAGAAUAGGCCUUAAGGCCUUCAGAAUCAAUAGUACAGGCGCCCGUAGCUUAAAAUAAGCGGCAAUAAAACUGUUACCAUAACCAAUCAGAUUUUGAGUUGGCGUCACAUUAUACAUUGUUAUACAUUAUUUGUUUAUUCUCUGUGUCUCAUUUCGGAUGCUGCGUCCUCCAGAGAUUGCAGUUUGCUGCAUACGUCAUCAUGAAUGUCUUUUUUGAGAAAACCAUAAUAAUUGACUAUUCCUUUAAAUUUAAAUUGUGUAGAGUUUAUGGAGAGUUGCAGAAUUUUAGGAGGGCUGAGUAGAAAUGUUAGGGGGGCUAAAGUCCCCCUAAAAAUGGCCUAGCAACGUCCAUGGUGGCGUCAUAAUGAUGGUAUAGAGGUGAAUUAAUUCAGGAAGGACACCACUGAAGGCCUAGAUGUGAAAUGCAUGGCCUGCCACUGCUCAAAGCAGAGAUGGGUGAACGCUUUUACCUAAAAAAGAAAACCACAAUGAGCAGGUCAUGCAAUGAGUCUGCAUGUAGGAAAUCUAAGUCUUUGUCUCAGUGUGUGUUAGUGGCAGGAUGAAGACGGUGCACAUUUUGCUGCUUGCUGCAGCUUUUAGCAUUUUCACUUUUAAUGAAAUAGGAGAAAAUAUCAAAGUGAAUCUUACUAGACUGACUUCUUCCAGGCACACAUGGAGAGGAAAUCAUCAAUGGCAAAAAAGCCAAGAAGAACUCACUGCAGUACAUGGCAUCUGUACAGUAUAAAGACAUGCACAGAUGUGGAGGAUUCCUCAUAAACCCCAGCUAUGUGCUCACUGCUGCCCACUGUUACAUUAGUGGCCUUAGUGUGGUCCUCGGGACUCACAACAUCGAUCCGAAAAGGAAUGAUUUGAGAAGGUACACAGUGAAAAGCGUGCACAUUCAUCCAUUUUAUAAGGAAAGCCCUCGUAAUGGGGUUGACAUUAUGCUUCUGAAGCUUUCAAAGAAAAUCAAUCUGAAUGAAAAGGUGAAGAUUGCCAAAAUUCCAAACAAGCGGCAACAGGUCAAGCCCAACAUCAAGUGCCAGGUUGCAGGAUGGGGAAAAACUGAAACCCGGGAAAAUAUGACUGACCUCCUGGUGGCUGAUGUGUCAACUAUAAAUAUUGCAGUUUGUAAGAAGGAGUGGGCCAAAGUGUUUCCACUGCCACAUGAUGUUCUUUGUGCAGGAGCAUACAAAACCAAAAGUGGGGCAUGCCAGGGUGAUUCCGGUGGGCCUCUGGUGUGCAAGGGUGUGGCAGUGGGCAUAGUGUCCUUCAAUUUUAAGGGAAAUUGUACAUAUCCAAACUUGCCUAAUGUCUACACUACGAUUUCAGCUUACACUGACUGGAUUAACAAAGUGAUCAAAGGAGACACUUAACAUGGAUGUUCUUCAUGUGUUGCUUAACUUGAUAUCAUGUGAUUGCUCCAGAACUUGUCAUUCUUCAAUAAAGAUACAG